CCCCCACCCUUACCAUGUACUGUCAAACUUGCAGUCGCGUGUAAGAAUACGACAAACAACAUUAGAACCGGUAAUAUCUAGUACCAUUUACAUCCAAUGUUUUUAUCCUUUUUUAACACUCGUCGAUAUUAAUUGGAUAAGACAGUGUAUUGUAGUUCACGGUAUUUCCCUUAAAAACAUCCGUUCGUUCGAAUGUCAGUUCGUUUACUUUACACUACGUUUGGAUCGACAUGAACAAAUGAUUGCUGGAUACUUAAGGGAAUUUUUAUAUUAAUAAUGUAAUUAUUUAAUAGCCGUAUGUCUUUGGUUAGGCUAAUUAAGCAAGAGGUGAAGACGGAAAAAUCAAUUCCAUUACUCGAUAUUCGAUCGUAAACACGUUGAAUGUUAUCGCAAUGGAGGUUACUGAAAUAAAAAUUAAUGUAAAUCAUUCAAUUACAAUGGACUUGUGAAUGACAAUCUGCGAAUACUUGCUUAUGAGCAAAAAACCAUGGUUGAAGUCUCUUCGAUUGAUAGUUAAGAAUUUAGUAAAUAACAGUAAAUCAUGGAUUAUGACUAUAUGUCUUUUCAUAGAGAAAAAGAUGUUCAUAAUAAAUGUUAUGGUGGAAGAUUGUGGUGUAUAAAAGACAUAUGUGGGAUUAUAUGUGCAAUUUUAACAUGGUUGUUAAUAAUUUAUGCAGAAUUUGUAGUAAUGGCAGUUAUCCUUAUUCCUACAAUAAAUACCUUAUACUCGAGUUUAAACACUGCAAUAUUUCAGUCAUUAACUUUCUUAGCUUUUGCGUCUCACCUAAGGACAAUGUUUACAGAUCCAGGUGCUGUUAUGAAAGGAAAUGCUACAAAGGAAAUGAUUGAACAAAUGGGAUUUAGAGAUGGACAAGUCAUAUUUAAAUGUCCCAAAUGUUGUUCCAUUAAGCCUGAUAGAGCACAUCAUUGUUCUGUUUGCCAAAGAUGUGUUAGAAAAAUGGAUCAUCAUUGUCCAUGGGUUAAUAAUUGUGUUGGAGAAAAUAAUCAAAAAUAUUUUGUACUUUUUACUUUCUAUAUAGCAGCAAUGUCAUUGCAUUCUUUAUUCUUGUGUAUACAACAAUUUACUACAUGUAUAAGACAAGAAUGGAAAGAAUGUUCUACUUUUAGUCCACCUGCAACAGUGGUAUUAUUACUUUUUUUGGCUUUUGAAGCCCUCUUAUUUGCCAUUUUCACGGCUGUGAUGCUGGGAACACAGUUGCAAGCAAUUUGGAAUGAUGAAACUGGUAUUGAGCAACUUAAAAAGGAAGAAGCCAGGUGGGUUCGUAAUAGUAGAUGGAAAUCUAUUCAAGCUGUGUUUGGAAGAUUUUCAAUUGCUUGGUUUUCUCCUUUUACUUCUCCUCCGAAAGGAAAAACGAAACAAGAUUCUUACUUAUAUUCCGUAUAAUAUGUUAUGAUACGUGGCUAUAUCCCAGGGAUAUAUUUAAUACUUGUAAUUGUAACAUAAUUAUGACGGAUCAUGAAUUCAUGUAUAAGUGAAUAGAAUGUUUGUAAUCUUAUAUUGUUACCUAACAUUCUUAUUUUAUUGCGAGCAUUUGUAAAAGAGACUUAAACAGCGUUUAACAUAUAUAUAUAUAUAUGUAAACUUGUAAGCAUACGA
Messenger RNA from Frieseomelitta varia, 1618 nucleotides. Its product is annotated as palmitoyltransferase ZDHHC3. Gene Ontology annotation, molecular function: protein-cysteine S-palmitoyltransferase activity. Lineage: Eukaryota; Metazoa; Arthropoda; Insecta; Hymenoptera; Apidae. The transcript is spliced from 8 exons. Gene Ontology annotation, biological process: protein targeting to membrane; peptidyl-L-cysteine S-palmitoylation. The record is from RefSeq and is a predicted model, not a curated record. Gene Ontology annotation, cellular component: endoplasmic reticulum; Golgi apparatus. The coding region runs from base 542 to 1405 and encodes 287 amino acids.